Messenger RNA from Poeciliopsis prolifica (blackstripe livebearer), 2174 nucleotides. Its product is annotated as G8 domain-containing protein DDB_G0286311-like. The record is from RefSeq and is a predicted model, not a curated record. The transcript has 14 exons. Bases 144 to 1550 code for a protein of 468 amino acids. NCBI's taxonomy places the organism in Eukaryota, Metazoa, Chordata, Actinopteri, Cyprinodontiformes, Poeciliidae.
CAACGGAAGCAGUAACCACUGUGACCCAUACUCCAAACAAUGCAACGGCACCAGUAACCACUGUGACCCCAACUCCAAACAAUGCAACUUUGACAACAGUUAUUCCAGCAACACCUCCAGUGCCAGCAGAUUCAAAGCUCCAGAUGACAUUUAAACUGGAAGAAACUUUUGUUGCGGGCCUGGAAUCGCCUGGAACUUCAGUGUUUGUCAGUUUUGCAACAAGAAUAGCUAACGACCUGGAUAACAUCUAUAAGCGGAGAUUCAGGAAUUUUCUGCGAGUUCUAAUCAGGGCUUUCAGACGAGGUUCAAUUGUCGUCGACUCCGAAUUGAUAUUUGCAAAUGCGAGCUCUGUGCCAGACCCUCAAGUUGUUGCAGAGACUCUGGUGAACGAAAGCGCCAGCUUGAACUUCACACUGAACGUAACAAAUGUAGUUGUGACAAGAGAGUUGGUAACGACUAUUUCUCCAACUGUGAAUACAACAGCACCAGUAACCACUGUGACCCCAACAUCAACCAAUGCAACGGCACCAGUAACCACUGUGACCCCAACUCCAAACAAUGCAACGGCACCAGUAACCACUGUGACCCCAACUCCAAACAAUGCAACGGCACCAGUAACCACUGUGACCCCAACUCCAAACAAUGCAACGGCACCAGUAACCACUGUGACCCCAACUCCAAACAAUGCAACUUUGACAACAGUUAUUCCAGCAACAACUCCAGUGCCAGCAGAUUCAAAGCUCCAGAUGACAUUUAAACUGGAAGAAACUUUUGUCGCGGGCCUGGAAUCGCCUGGAACUCCAGUGUUUGUCAGUUUAGCAACAAGAAUAGCUAACAACCUGGAUAACAUCUAUAAGCGGAGAUUCAGGAAUUUUCUGCGAGUUCUAAUCAGGGCUUUCAGACGAGGUUCAAUUGUCGUUGACUCCGAGGUGAUAUUUGCAAAUGCGAGCUCUGUGCCAGACCCUCAAGUUGUUGCAGAAACUCUGGUGAACGAAAGCGCCAGCUUGAACUUCACACUGAACGUAACAAGUGUAGUUGUAACAAGAGAGUUGAUAACGACUAUUUCUCCAAAUGUGAAUACAACAGCAGUGACUACAGCAGCGCCAACCACAACUGCAGCACCCACAGGUCCUCCAUCUGCCACUGAGGGAUUUCUUUUCAUGAAAUUUGGUCUCCAAAGAGAUUUUACCUCAGAUUUGGCCGACAUCACUUCAACAGCAUUUCUCCAAUUGGCCUCAACUGUGGUCAAGGAGAUUAACAGAAUUUGCGUUGACCUCUUCGGUGGUUUCAGUCGCUCACGCGUCAAUUCCUUCAGGAAUGGAUCUGUGAUUGUCAACAUGACUCUGGUGUUCAGAAACAACAAUUUUCUUCCGAAUUUAAGCAGUGCUCAGUCACUGCUGGAAAAUGAGCUUCUUAGUUCUACCGUAUUGGAAUAUAUUAAAGGCAGUCUGGUUUUAGCAUCGGGCGGUCCUCCUCAACCCACAGUGGGAAGUUUGACCUUCUUUUCACUAAUCAUGCUGGCUGUGGCACAGAUGCUGAUCAACUCAUAGUACUCGAAGCAUAUGCAUUGUCAUUUGAUGCAAGAAGGCAUGCAGUAAUAUCCAAGUUUGACAUAACACAUGCACACUGUGAAACUUACCAUAUGUGGUAAAAAGAUGUGUCCUGUGGGUCAAAGUUUGAGAAAGCAAAUUGACAUGCCCUAUUUAAUUUAGUAAUCAACACAUGUAUCUUUUUUGUUCUUUAAAUACAUAUUUCUUUGAUUUUUUUCAGUAAUAACUUUAAUGUAAAAAAAAAAAACAACUAAUGUCUAAAUUAUCAUGGGUGAUAUGUGUCUUGCUCAAUGUAAUUUCUGACUCAGCAAAAAUUUUUUCAUUUAAAUCUAUAUUGCCCCCCAAAGAAUCUCAAUGUGGUCAGCAUGGUGUGUGUAUAAUGCUAUGAGAAGAGGGAAUUUUUUUGUUAUAUUGAAGAAUUUGUAAUUUAACCUGCUAUAUUAUAUAAGUUGUUUGAUAGUACACUGUAAUGUCCUGACAAUUAUCUGUGUUAAGCAAUAUAUAAGGAACUUUUAAUGAUUUCUGUUGAAUAUUUUAUGUAUGUUUACAAAAUGCAAAGGAUUAAUUCUACUAUGGAUCAAAAAUGCAAUAAAAUGUUACCUAUAAAGACCUAUGUUGACAUUA